AUGGCGCCCACAAAAUAUAUUGAUCGUCCUGUGCCGACCAUUUCGCUUCGCGAUUUCGACUCACGGGUGGAUGAGAUCACCAAGGAGCUCGUCGAUGCCGCAGAAAAUCACGGUUUCUUUUGCAUUGUAGAUCAUGGAAUCAGUCGUGACUCUAUUGAUCGCAUCUUUGAUCAGUCAUCACGCUUCUUCAAUCAGUCGGACGACGUAAAGUCAAGGGUACCCUUCUCUCCUCAGCAUAACGCUGGAUGGGAGAAGAAUGCCCAGAUAAGACCCUCGACAGGAGCCGUUGAUCGCAAAGAGUCGUACCAGAUGCAAUUUGGAGAGGCCAUGAAUGGACGCUGGCUGGAUGAGGAGGCAUUGCCGGGCUUUCAGACGCAAGCCUUGGAGUUCAUGCAUCAAGCACAAGCGGUGAGCGAAAAGCUCAUGAAGUGUUUUGCGAGAGGCCUGAAGUUUGAAGACGACUACUUUGUCAAAGCCCAUGACGUCAGCCGACCAGAGUGUCAGACUGUUUGUCGGCUCCUGCACUAUUUUGAAACACCCAAAGUGCAAGAAUCGGCCGGGCAGGUCUAUCACAGGGCCGGUGCGCAUGCGGACUGGGACUUCUUGACUUUGUUGUUUCAGAAAGCUGGUCAGUCGGGCCUUGAGAUAUGUCCAGGAAGGGAAGUUUCGACUUCAUUUGGGUAUGGCGACGCAUGGACAAAAGUCGAACCUGAUGUCGAGAAUAAUGCAAUCGUAUGCAAUGUCGGCGACUUGCUCAUGUCAUGGUCUGAUGACCGCUUCAAAUCGACCUUUCAUCGGGUCAAGGCGCCAUGCGAGCCAGACGACUACUAUGGGGAACGAUACAGCAUUGCUUUCUUCAACCAGCCAUGCAAAAACGCCAAGAUUCAAGGCCCAUUAAAGAGGUAUCCAAUGGUGACAGGGGAGGAGUUUACCAGGAAUGCUAUGAGUAGAAACUAUCAAGCCAUACAAGAGAAGCUGGAGAAGGAGAGAGAGUCGAUACCCAAAGUGACAGAAGUAAAGGCAGCAACAGCACGGGUAGGCACUACGGCAUGA
Messenger RNA from Bipolaris oryzae ATCC 44560, 1053 nucleotides. RefSeq lists its product as uncharacterized. Gene Ontology annotation, molecular function: dioxygenase activity. NCBI's taxonomy places the organism in Eukaryota, Fungi, Ascomycota, Dothideomycetes, Pleosporales, Pleosporaceae. The transcript is spliced from 3 exons. The record is from RefSeq and is a predicted model, not a curated record. Bases 1 to 1053 code for a protein of 350 amino acids.